This is a messenger RNA of Cyprinodon variegatus (sheepshead minnow), 3264 nucleotides long. RefSeq names its product copine family member IX (gene cpne9). Bases 83 to 1756 code for a protein of 557 amino acids. The record is from RefSeq and is a predicted model, not a curated record. The transcript is spliced from 21 exons. Gene Ontology annotation, cellular component: plasma membrane. Gene Ontology annotation, biological process: cellular response to calcium ion. Lineage: Eukaryota; Metazoa; Chordata; Actinopteri; Cyprinodontiformes; Cyprinodontidae. Gene Ontology annotation, molecular function: calcium-dependent phospholipid binding.
CCAAGUGCUGAACCAUCACAUCUUUCCAUUCUUACAGAUAUCAAGGCGCUUUUUCGGAUGAUCAUUAGCGUCGCGAGGCGAGAUGAUGGCUUCAAUAGGGGAUUUCGACCCUCUGAACACCAGAGUCCCUGCAACUAAAAUAGAAGUUACAGUUUCCUGCAGGGCUCUGCUGGAUGUGGACACGUUCUCCAAAUCAGAUCCUGUGGUCGUGUUAUAUGUGCAGGGUGUGGGAACCAAAGAAUGGAGAGAGUUUGGCAGGACAGAGGUAAUAGACAACACCCGGAAUCCAGAUUUUGUCAGGAAGUUUGUGCUGGAUUUCUUCUUUGAAGAGAGACAGAAUCUAAGGUUUGACGUGUACAAUGUUGACUCUAGAAGCUGUAACAUAUCCAAACAUAAGGACUUUUUGGGCCAAACAUUCUGUACACUUGGAGAAAUUAUCGGCUCAACAGGAGGACGGCUGGAAAGGACCUUAUCCGGGAUACCAGGGAAGAAGUGUGGAGUCAUAAUCUUGACUGCGGAGGAGCUCAGUAACUGCAGGGAUAUUGCCACAAUGCAGUUGUGUGCCAACAAACUGGAUAAGAAAGACUUUUUUGGAAAGUCUGACCCCUUCCUGGUGUUUUACCGCAGUAAUGAGGAUGGAACGUUCACUAUCUGCCACAAGACGGAGGUGAUCAAGAAUACACUGAACCCGGUGUGGCAGCCCUUCACUAUCCCUGUUAGAGCUCUCUGCAACGGUGACUAUGACAGGACUGUAAAAGUAGACGUGUUUGACUGGGACCGAGAUGGAAGCCAUGACUUCAUCGGAGAGUUCACCACAAGCUACAGAGAGCUGUCUCGGGGGCAGAACCAGUUCAAUGUCUAUGAGGUUUUAAAUCCCAAGAAGAAAGGCAAAAAGAAGAAAUACAUAAAUUCUGGCACUGUAACUCUGCUGUCCUUCAAAGUGGAGUCGGAGUAUACCUUUGUGGACUUCAUCCGCGGAGGGACGCAACUGAACUUCACAGUAGCUAUUGACUUUACAGCAUCUAAUGGUAAUCCAUCCCAGCCCACCUCCCUCCAUUAUAUGAGUCCCUACCAGAUGAAUGCAUAUGCCAUGGCCCUAAAAGCAGUGGGGGAGAUUAUCCAGGACUACGACAGUGACAAGCUUUUUCCUGCCUACGGUUUUGGAGCUAAGCUGCCCCCUGAUGGUAAAAUCUCCCAUGCCUUCCCACUGAAUGGCGACAGCGACCAUCCAAACUGUGUAGGCAUAGAGGGAGUUUUGGAGUCUUAUUUCCAGAGCCUGAGGACAGUGCAGCUUUAUGGACCCACUAACUUUGCACCCGUUAUCAACAAAGUAGCAAACUGUGCAGCAGAGAUUACAGAUGGCUCUCAGUACUUUGUGCUGCUGAUGAUCACAGAUGGAGUGAUAUCUGACAUGGUCCAGACCAAAGAGGCAGUGGUUAAUGCAGCAUCACUUCCUCUCUCCAUUAUUAUUGUUGGUGUAGGGCCUGCUGAGUUUGAUGCAAUGGAGGAGCUUGAUGGAGACGAGGUGAGAGUAUCUUCCAGAGGACGUCUUGCUGAGAGGGACAUUGUUCAGUUUGUUCCAUUCAGAGACUACAUCGACAGAUCCGGUAACCAGGUUCUCAGCAUGGCCCGACUGGCCAAAGAUGUCCUCGCUGAGAUCCCAGACCAGCUGCUGUCAUUUAUGAAGAGCCGAGGAAUUGAACCGCGACCGGCCCUUUCCUCCUCCCCACUGCCGCAGCUGCACCGUCACAUGUGACCGGCAUACCCCGUCACAUAUCCCUUUGUAUCUCCCUUUUUCGCCUUCCUAGACUUCUUGUCGCUACCUUCUCUUACAUUUAUUUGACACUUCAAAAAGAAGGGAGGAUCAAGCAUCUGCUUGCCCUUCUUGCUCUCUUAUCCACAGCGAGUCUAAACAGGCACACCCCAUCUGCACAGCAGUCGCUCAUCCUUGACCCACCUGCUGCUGUAACUCAUCUGCUCUUCUUCCUCCUAUUACUUUUCAAUUACAUUACUAAAGAGCAGUAAGACUGAACCCUGACUGCAACCUUCUGGAAUUGACAUUCAGAACUGGAUGUCUAGUAUUUACCUCAACAUUCCUAUCAUUGGGUCUUUAUCGGACACCCCUAAUGAAGAAUGUUCCACAAUUAUCUACAAACUGUUUUGACAUUUCUUAUUCUGUCCAAUUAGGAGCAAAAUUUGCUAUUCAAUUGAAGCUAAAUCAAUUCUAGGCCCUUGAUGAGCUAUAACUUGUCCCUAUAACAGCCUCUGGCCAAAGGAGUUUUAACCCUAUUUCACUCUAGUUGUCUCUCACAUCUCAGAGUGAUUUAUUCUCCUGAGCAAUUAGACUGGGGCAGACUAAAUUGCUCAUGUGAAGGUUGCAGACGAACACUGGCAGAUCCAGGGUGAGGGUCCAAUGUUGCAUCAGAAGUAGACACACAUAUUACACUUACAUUCACACCAACGCUCACGAACAUGCAUGACUCUGUCUGCGACACCACACCCACCUUCUCUUUGCCCAGCGUGGGCUGAUGCUGGGUGCAUAUUCCACCCCUGCUGCGAGAGAAAUGCCAGUCUCUCCAGCUGUCCUGCAGAGAGGUGGGGGAAAGGAAGGGGGUUAGGAAGAAGGAAGGAUAGAAGGAAAUAAAGAAAGAAAAGAGCCAGAGGGAGGGAAUUAUGGUAGAGGGAAGAAAAGAGGAACAAGGGUAAGAGAGAGGAGACAAGACAUAGAUAUGCUCAAGGACUCAAUAAGGUAGAAAAAACAAACAACAAAACUUAGAAAUUUGCUUAGUUUGAUGCCAGAAAAGAAGGAAAACCAUAGAACCCAGAUAAAGGCUGCAUAUCAGUGAUGUCCCUACAUUAGUGUUUAAAAAGUAUGCAUAUAUAGAUCAAAUUAAUGCUAAUCUAGGAUCAAUGCACAUUCUAUGAAAAGCAAUACGACUGACUCCUAGCAUAGUGUUUGCCUUAUGCAUGUACCGUCCGCUCCUGUUAUUACUUUACAUUUUACUUGCAGAAUGAAACUGCUUACAAAGUGGGGAAAGGCUGCCACCUAGUGCUCACUCUUUGUAUAGCUGGACAUCUAUAUUAUGCAUGACUACUGUACAGCUCUAAACCAUCUGAAAGAUACGAGUGCAUGAACACAUCCAGACAAAUGUCAGGUGUGAAAACGACCAAGAACUGAGUAGAAUUUACAGACCUAGAAAUGCAAAGUCUGUGUAAAAUCCGUCAAUUUCAUGUCUGACUAUGGCGGUUUGAAGCAGUGUUCAA